Cariama cristata (Red-legged seriema) is the source of this 1043-nucleotide messenger RNA. It is a transcript of the gene OPN5, whose product is annotated as opsin 5. Lineage: Eukaryota; Metazoa; Chordata; Aves; Cariamiformes; Cariamidae. Gene Ontology annotation, biological process: G protein-coupled receptor signaling pathway. Gene Ontology annotation, cellular component: membrane. Gene Ontology annotation, molecular function: G protein-coupled receptor activity. The record is from RefSeq and is a predicted model, not a curated record.
AUGGAGGAGCAAUACGUUUCCAAACUCCACCCAGUAGUGGAUUAUGGAGCUGGGGUCUUUCUUCUGAUCAUAGCCAUCCUGACAAUCCUUGGAAAUUCAGCCGUCCUUGCUACCGCUUUUCUCCUGAAGUCACCGGAGCUGCUUACAGUCAACUUGGCAGUAGCAGAUAUUGGAAUGGCAAUCAGCAUGUACCCGCUGGCCAUUGCAUCUGCCUGGAACCAUGCUUGGCUGGGAGGAGAUGCAUCCUGUAUAUAUUAUGCCUUGAUGGGUUUUCUUUUUGGUGUCUGCAGCAUGAUGACCCUGUGUGCCAUGGCUGUGAUUCGAUUCCUUGUUACGAAUUCAUCCAAAUCUAACAGUAACAAAAUCACCAAGAAGACUGUUCGCAUCUUGAUUACUUUCAUCUGGCUCUACUCCUUGCUCUGGGCCAUUCUGCCCUUGGUAGGCUGGGGCUACUACGGCCCUGAGCCAUUUGGCAUCUCUUGUACCAUAGCCUGGAGCAAGUUCCACAACUCCUCCAAUGGCUUUUCGUUCAUCCUGAGCAUGUUCCUCCUGUGCACAGUCCUGCCUGCACUGACCAUCGUUGCCUGCUACUUGGGUAUCGCCUGGAAGGUUCAUAAAGUGUACCAAGAGAUCCAGAAUAUUGACAGGAUCCCUAAUGCAGCUAAACUGGAGAAAAAGCUGACCUUGAUGGCUGUGCUCAUCUCGGUUGGGUUCCUGAGCUCGUGGACACCGUACGCAGCAGCCAGCUUCUGGUCCAUAUUUAACUCCAGCGAUUCCCUACAGCCCAUUGUAACACUGCUGCCCUGUCUGUUUGCCAAAUCUUCCACAGCGUAUAACCCUUUUAUUUACUACAUCUUCAGCAAAACUUUCCGUCGUGAAAUUAAACAAUUGCAGUGUUGCUGUGGCUGGCGAGUUCAUUUCUUCAGCACCGACAACUCUGCUGAAAAUCCAGUGUCGAUGAUGUGGAGUGGGAGAGACAACGUACGUCUCUCUUCAGCUGCAAAGGUGGAGAACCAGGGAGCUGCAACUCCCUGAAAUGCAGC